AUGGCGACCACAUGCGACAUGCGGGACGUUCCCGCCUUCACGCCUGACGUGGCCACAUGUUUUCCUCACCUCGAAGCCGUUUGGGAUGGUGUGGUGAUACGCGGUCUGGUGACGGCGCCCUACCACGCAGCCUGUGUCCCGCCCGACGCCGCCCGCUCGGGCACCACCUCUCGCCCCAACGCCGCCCGCUGGUGCGCCACCUCGCCGCCCGUUCCCACAGCGCGCCCGACUCGCCCCCACCCGACGCCGCCCGCUGGUGCACCGCUUCCAUCACGCCCCAACGCUGCCCGCUGGUGCACCACCACCUGUCCCGGCCCGCCGGAGCUCGCUGGUGCGCCACCUCCUGUCGUAACCCCGCCGCCGCCCGCUCGGGCACCACCUCCUGUUCCGGCACGCCGCCGCCCGAUGGUGCGCCACCUCGCGUACCGCCCCGACGCCGCCCGCUCAGGCACCACCUCCCACCCCAACGCUGGCCGCUGGGGCACCACCUCCCGCCCCGCCCGACGCCGCCCUCUGGUGCUCGCCCCCGCCCUCGCUGCCGGCUGCGGACCGCCCGCGCCGCCUGCUCCAGACCCCCCUCGCCGCCUGCUUCGGACUGCCCUCUCUGCCUGCUCCGGACCGCCCUCGCCACCUGCCCCGGACCGCCCUCGUCACCUGCUCCUUACCGCUCUCGCCACCUCUCUCGGCCCUAUGGGUCGCCCCUCCCCGCUCACCCGUGUCCGCCUGGGCCUCCUGAUGUCCAAUCGCUUUCCCUGGGCAUUCGUGGCGGCGGACGUGGACCAACCGAUCCUCAGCAAGGAUUUCCUCGCGACUGACGACCUCCUCGUGGACCCCAACCGUCAGUGCCUUCGUCGCCAGUCGUCGGACUCCUGCAUCCAUGACGAGCCCUUUGCCCAGCCACUCCCUUGCCUUGGAAACAACACAACGCCCCCUUUCGCCGCCCCUCCCGCCCUCACUUUUCCCUGUCCCUUCGCCUCCUCUCCAGCCACCGCCGUCAUAAUGUGGUCCCCGGAUGCCAGCGACUCAGGACGAGGUGCAACUCCCUCACUCAGCUUUGCUAGCUGGAGGCCUGUAAGCCCUUCCAGUGGCCGGAACCCCUCGACGGUGGACUUUUGGGUGGAGCUGGCGCUUAGCCCUGUCACACCAGCCCACCGCCGAUUCAGGGCGCGGAGUGGAUGCCCUGUGCAUGGUGUGUUUUGGUGUACGGACAUCCUCAGGCUGCUUGGGUAG
This is a messenger RNA of Scylla paramamosain (green mud crab), 1230 nucleotides long. RefSeq names its product proline-rich protein 36-like. The transcript has 5 exons. NCBI's taxonomy places the organism in Eukaryota, Metazoa, Arthropoda, Malacostraca, Decapoda, Portunidae. The coding region runs from base 1 to 1230 and encodes 409 amino acids. The record is from RefSeq and is a predicted model, not a curated record.